This is a messenger RNA of Colletotrichum phormii, 285 nucleotides long. RefSeq lists its product as uncharacterized. NCBI's taxonomy places the organism in Eukaryota, Fungi, Ascomycota, Sordariomycetes, Glomerellales, Glomerellaceae. The record is from RefSeq and is a predicted model, not a curated record. The transcript is spliced from 3 exons. The coding region runs from base 1 to 285 and encodes 94 amino acids.
AUGGCUCCGCCUCUGAACUUGCUCAUUCGCGCCCUCGUGGCCUUCGAGGACGUACUUAUUCGCCAGAUCCUCAGAAGUCCCGGCUUCCACCGCGGCGUCGGCCGGAUUCAUCGAUACGUCGACGAGAAGCGGAACGGGCCUAUGCCGCAUGAGCCGCUGCGGCAAGGACAGGCGACUGCGAACCCUGAAGACCGAGGGUUUUUGCAGUACUUCAUCGAGGAGUUGAAGAAUCAGUUUCGGGGCUCGUCGAACCCACCCCCGCCACCUGGACCGCCGAAGCGAUGA